Molecule: messenger RNA, 6314 nt
Organism: Nyctereutes procyonoides (raccoon dog)
Lineage: Eukaryota; Metazoa; Chordata; Mammalia; Carnivora; Canidae
Gene: ITPKB
Product: inositol-trisphosphate 3-kinase B
Exons: 8
Coding region: 469-3261 (930 amino acids)
Biological process (GO): inositol phosphate biosynthetic process
Cellular component (GO): cytoplasm; nucleus
Molecular function (GO): inositol-1,4,5-trisphosphate 3-kinase activity; inositol tetrakisphosphate kinase activity
Source: RefSeq, a predicted model, not a curated record
UUUUAAUCGCACAUUGAACAAACACUGAAGUAGCCGGAGCGGACAGUGACAGGGGGGAUCUGCGCGGCCGAGCCGGGCGUGCGGGGCGGCCCCUGCCCGGGAGCAGUCUCCCGGCCAUCGCGCCCCCCCCUUUCUUGUCUUCCGUAGCUCGCUGGGGAGGUCGAUCGUGAGCUUUUUCACUUUUCAAGCCAUCUUGUUCCUCCGAGGUCUGCGUCCCUGGGCCGUGGAGUCUGCACGGGCCCGGGCAGCGAGACCUUGCAGCGGCGCUGUAGUGUAUGGAGCUCUGGGCGGGGGCUGGGCCCUCGGCGCUGCCCCCCGCCCGCAGCCCCGGCCAUGCCACCGCCUCGGCGCGCCCAGCCGCGGCCGCCGGGCCUCCGGGGCUGAGCCGGGAGCCGCGCGAGGAGGAGGCGCCGGCGGCGGAGCCCGCGCGGGAGCCGCGGCGGCGGGCAGCGCGGCGGACCCAGUACUAUGGCUGUGUACUGCUAUGCGCUCAACAGCCUGGUGAUCAUGAAUAGCGCCGAGCAGGUGAAGAGCGGCGGCCCCCGGCCCAGCGGCAGCGAGACGCCCCCAACGCCGGCGAGCGCCGUGCUGAGCCCCGGCAGCGUUUUCAGCCCCGGGAGAGGCGCCUCUUUCCUCUUCCCCCCAGCCGAGUCGUCGUCGCCCGAGCAGCCCGGGAGCCCCGGGGGCUGGCGGAGCGGCCGGCGCAGGCUGAGCGGCGGCGGCGGCGGCGGCGGCGUGGGCAGCCCGAGCAGCCCGAGUUGGGCGGGCCGCCCGCCGGGGGACGGGCAGCAGGCGGUGACCGCCGCGUCCCUGUCGCCCCCGGGGCCCGAGGAGGCCCAGAGGAAGCUGCGAAUCCUGCAGCGCGAGCUGCAGAACGUGCAGGUGAACCAGAAAGUGGGCCUGUUCGAGGCGCACAUCCAGGCGCAGAGCUCCGCCGCCCUGGCGCCCCGCAGCCCGCGUUUGGGCAGGGCUCGCUCGCCCUCCCCGUGCCCCCUCCGCAGCAGCAGCCAGCCCCCAGGGAGGGCCCUGGCCCAGAGCGAGGAACGCAGGACAAAGUCGUGGGGGGACCAAUGUCCGGAGACUCCGGAGGCUGGCCCUGGCCGGAGAGGAAGGGCGCCGGGCCUGUGCCUCUCCGAGGGCGGCGAGGGGGCGGCCCCUCUCCCCGGCCCGGCCGCCGUGUCGGAACCAGGGGCGCGGGGUGCCGCAGCUUCUGCAAGAAUGGAGAAGGGGAGCCCCGCCAGACCCCACUGUGGCGCACCCCGACUUAUGGAAACUGACGAGAGGGUCUCUCCGCCCUCGGGGACACGCAGCUGCCCGGCUCCCCCGUUGGGGCUGCCCGGCGUCAACUUAGCGAUGGCCGCAGAGGUGGCAGCGAGAGCCACAGCCAGUGGGCCACACCAUGCACACGACCCUGGCCUCCCCGAGCGGCCGAGGGAGCCCCUGGUGCAGAGUCAGUGGCAGCCUCUGGGCAGUGCAACAAGCCUGGCCCCGGAGAGGGGCGGGCCCCUCAGCGGAGAGCCCCCCGGGAAGAUGGGGAAGAAAGAUCCGCCUGGUGGCGGUGGCGGUGGCGGUGGCGGUGGCGGUGGCGUGCGGGGCUCCGGGGCGCCUGAAGCCAGAAGGCCCGAGGACGGGACUGUGAACGCACCCUCCCAGCUUUCUGAGAGCCGGGUCAGGCCACUUCCAGACCCGGGCUCCUCCGGAGGCCCCGAGGUGACCCGGGGUGGGGCCCCGGUGGUUGGGGAGCCCCCGCAGCGCUCCAGGGGGGCGGAUGAAGGAUCUCUGACGCCCACGACCACCCUGGGCUUGCUCGGGGGCCUCUGCUCAGGGGCCUCCACCCGGGAGUUGGAGGCUGGAAUUGCCUCUGGUGGAAUGCUGGAGCCUUUGCCUUCCUGGGAAACCGCAAAAGAUCCGAAAGAACCUCCGUGCCUUUCAGGGGACAGGGUGGCCGUGCCGGUGGAGGCAGCCCAUCUGGCCUGGACGUGUGGCACAGGGGUACCCUCGGAAGGCCCUUGGGGAAGCCCCCAGCAGGACAGAGCCGCCCAGCCCAGCCCUGAGCUGCUCUCCCCAGAUCAGAAGGACCAGCCUUCCCUGAAAGAGGCUUGCAGCCCCAGCAGUAUACCUGCUGUCAUCAUUACCGACAUGGGUGCCCAGGAGGACGGGACCUUAGAGGACCCACAGGGAAGCCCUCGGGGUAGCCUGCCGCUGAGGAAGCUGUCCUCUUCCUCUGCCUCCUCCACUGGCUUCUCCUCCUCCUAUGAAGACUCGGAGGAGGACAUCUCCAGUGACCCUGAGCGCUGCCUGGAUCCCAACUCUGCCUUCCUGCAUACCCUGGACCAGCAGAAGCCCAGAGUGAGCAAAUCAUGGAGGAAAAUAAAAAACAUGGUGCACUGGUCUCCCUUUGUCAUGUCCUUCAAGAAGAAGUACCCCUGGAUCCAGCUGGCAGGACACGCAGGGAGUUUCAAGGCAGCGGCCAACGGCCGGAUCCUGAAGAAGCAUUGUGAGUCCGAGCAGCGCUGCCUGGACCGGCUGAUGGCCGAUGUGCUGAAGCCCUUCGUGCCCGCCUACCAUGGGGACGUGGUGAAGGACGGAGAGCGCUACAACCAGAUGGACGACCUGCUGGCUGCCUUUGACUCGCCCUGUGUGAUGGACUGCAAGAUGGGCAUCAGGACCUACUUGGAGGAGGAGCUCACCAAAGCCCGCAAGAAGCCCAGCCUCCGUAAGGACAUGUACCAGAAGAUGAUCGAGGUAGACCCUGAUGCCCCAACCGAGGAGGAGAAGGCCCAGCGCGCUGUGACCAAGCCCCGGUACAUGCAAUGGAGAGAGACCAUCAGCUCCACCGCCACUCUGGGCUUCAGGAUCGAGGGCAUCAAGAAAGAAGACGGCUCUGUGAACCGAGACUUUAAGAAGACCAAAACGAGGGAACAAGUCACCCAGGCCUUCAGAGAAUUCACUAAGGGGAACCGCAACAUCCUGAUCGCCUACCGGGACCGGCUGAAGGACAUCCGGGCCACCCUCGAAGUAUCUCCUUUCUUCAAGUGCCACGAGGUCAUCGGCAGCUCGCUCCUCUUCAUCCAUGACCAGAAGGAGCAGGCCAAGGUGUGGAUGAUCGACUUUGGGAAGACCACGCCCCUGCCCGAGGGCCAGACCCUGCAGCACAACGUACCCUGGCAAGAGGGGAACCGGGAGGACGGCUACCUCUCGGGCCUGAACAACCUCAUCGACAUCCUGGCAGAAAUGUGCCAGGGCUCCCCGCUCGCCUGAGCCCCCCUCCCACCCCCCUACCCCACGCCCGCCUCACUGCACCCUCCCUCCUCCCCUUCUGCUUCCUCUCUCCUCAAUUUCACCUUCAUGUCCACCUGGGUGCAAGCCCCAAAACUGACCCUCCCGAUCUGCACUACAGGAUACAUUGUAGAGAGGAGACUCAGGUUUCCAAGAGGAGAUGAGAGAUUUUUCUGGUGACUUUGCUCUUGGAGCUGGGGCUUCAGCGGCUCUCUAUAAGUAGGAUCGCCAAGCAGAAGCUGAAUGCCCAGACCCAGGCUCCACCGCCUGCAGGGAGGCUCCGUAGGGUUUAGAUCUGGAGGAAGGCUCAGGUGCAGUGGGGUGGGUCCCUAAGGCCAGAGCCGGCCCCAGCCUGGGCCUCGCGUCCUACGGGGGCCUGCUGCCCCCUGGUGGCCGGUGCAGUUCGUGCCACUGCCAGGCUCAGCCUGUGUGUGUUCCAUCCUCUGAGGCUGGGGGCCCAGGUGAGGAGCCUUGUAAUAACCCCGCUUCAGCAGGUGCCUGGCUGCAGGCUUCUGGUAGUUGGGGCACAAAAACCACUGGGAACUGCAUGUGGGCCAUGAGUAAAGCACUCGCUGCUUAGUGGCCUGGGUCGCCCACAGACGCGUGGUGAUUUGCUCAAGCAGGGACCCACCCAGCUGGUAGUGCCAACCCUCCAGCUUUGGGCCAGACCCCAAGAGCCAGGAGAAUGCUGCUGUUGAUCAGCUAUGCUCUCUGACCUAGGCAUUCCUAGGCGGGGGCGGGAGCUGUGUUCUUCCAUCUGAUUAUCGCCCUCUGCAUUCAGAGGACACUGCAAACCUGAGCUUCCAGGAAUGUCACCCAACCCUCAGAGUCACUUGUGCCUCCAGCUCCCUACCUUGCUAUGGCAAGGUCUGGGGCUCUGGGUGGGGUGGCCCAGGGCACGCCAGCCCCCAGAGGAAAAAGAACAGGACCUUUAGAGCACACUCCCCUUAUAUCCCUUCAACCCCUCACCACCACCGCCUCCCCCCAUGCGUCGCUGGGCUUUCAUGAGCUGAAAUCCCCAGCAGAUUGGGGGCAGGGCUUGCAGGCAGUGCUGGGCAGGUCAGAACCAGGUUUCUGGUUUACUGGCCUCAUUCCCCACAAAAGUAACUCCUAAGGCCUGAAAGGCUCAGACCCACAUUUCCCACAGGUGGUGUGGGCAGCUCCCAGGAUGGGUGGUGGCUGCCAGGGGCAGGGAGGGGGUGCUCCAGGCAUCUCCUCCUGGUGCUUCUAGGUUGCUUGAAGAUUACUGGGGAGCUAAUUAAGCCGUAUUUUAAUUUUUGAGCAAGCCAAUUAUUGAGAAGAAUGUAAAAUUGGCAUGACUUUUGAAGAACAAAGACCUCAGUUCUGUGUCCAUUUGGCGAUGUGCUCCUAGGUGCACCCCCCUUGCCAUUGGAGGCGCAGGAGUGCCCAGAAUUGUGCUCUGACCUGUCAGCAGGCCCUGGGGCCAGUUGCUCUGCAGGGAGCUGUGUCAGGACAUGGUGGAGACAUGUGUACCCGGAUAUGUGAGCCUGGAGGGACCAAUCCAGAGGCAGGACUUCCUGGGCUGCCCCCCUGUCGCUCCAGGGUCUGGGGGGGGGGGGGGCUGUGACUUCCCCAGGCCAUGCCAGCAUUUCCCCUUUCCUGCUGGGUGAGUGACAGUUGGUGGGGGCGGAGGGUAAGACACAUGAGGAUGUGUAAGUACAGAUUUUAAAAAAGGAAAUCGCUCUGAAGCUUACUGGCUCUUGUUCAAAACCGUGGUGAGCUCCCGCGUGGGGUUUGCUAAAAGACACACAUACCCCCCCCCCCACCAGCCGGCUGAGCACGAGAGGCCUCGUGACAGCAUGUGACCCGGUGAAGGCAGGAGCACCAAAGCCAGCUCUGGACCUCUGGGGCCGGAGUCACUCGCCACGGCACAGAAGGGGCCUGGUGGUCCGCACACCUGAGGUCUGCGGGGAAGGGACAUUGCUCAUUCAGACAUUGAGAUUCGUGAUUCCACCGCACUGGGCUGGCCAAAAGCCACCCUCCCUCUAUUGAUGAAGAAAGUUUGCUGAAGCAAAUUAAUGCUCUGAACAAAAAGUGCAGGGGACCAGCUCAAUAUACUUAAGAGAACAAAUUUUCCAAGCACUUUAAACAGGCGCCAAUUGUUGGCCAACAAUGCGCUAAAAUGCAAAUGAUUUGUUUGUUAGAGGAGGUCCAUGGUGGCCCUCACUGGUAAUAGGUUGCUUUAGGUCACAUUCUAGCUGUGAAAGUGGUAUGAAGUGGCAUCUUCUAGGAUUAUGCUCUUCCUUAGGGGUUGGGGUUUUGUAUUUACUUGCCAGCUCUCCUCUCGUACCUCUUCUCUCCAACUUCCUGCCACCCUGCCUCCCCCUUGUCCUAGAGGGUUAGAUGGAUCUGGAGUGGAGUUUCCUUGAACCCUUCCCAGCCUAGCCUUGGGUCCUGGCCGCUCAGGUGCCAGGAGGGCGGGACAAGCCACGUGCACCUGUGUCCAGGUGAGCGCCACCCUCCCCCCCCCACGGGCAUUCUCAGUGUUCAGCAUGCUUAGCGUAUUCGAGGAAGGUUUCUCUACUGCUCAUCCCCAGACUUGCCUUUAGUGUCAUGUAAGAAGUUUUUAAGUUAUAUUUAUUUUUUUCCGGUUUUUUAAUUGCACAAAACACUAAGACUGGGAGGCUGGAUUCUGUUUGUUUGAAAGCUGUGCCUUCUUUCUGAACUCCCUUUCCUGCUUGGUGGAAAGAGCCCGGACACAGCACUGCCCCCCCCCCCAGAUGGACUCUUUCCCCUGUGGGCUGUAUCUAGCUGUGAGAUUUCCCCGCAUCUAGGCCACCCUCUGUGUGUAUAUAACCCAGGCCGCUGGUUUGGGAAGAGGCAGGGUGUUCGCCCCCUGCCAGGGCCUUUCUUCUGGAGGAGACGACUCCCCAGAGGGUUCUCCUUCCCUCUGUACCCCUUUUGCCAAGACACCUGGACAAAACAACUGUUACAGACCCCCCUCCCCCAUACAGUGCCUGUUGAAUAGACCGCAUUGCUCUGUACCUUCCCGAAUAAAGGCCCAAGAGACCGCA